AUGACUAAAGGUGGUUUAUGUAAAUUACGUCAGAGUGCUAUACCAACAAAGGGUUUGCACAUUUUUUGCACAGAAGAUAGCAACGACAUUCAUGAUCCUCAAAAGCUGCAUAAACCACAACUGGGCGCGUCUUCUAAUGAAGUCUACGAGAAUACUAAUUUUACAGCUCUGACUAUAUCUCCAUCCCGACAGCAACAAACAAUAAAUGACAGCGAAGCACAUGCAUCAAGCAAACCUGUAUAUCAAGAGAGUGACAUGGACUUAGAAUCCGUUUUCGACACUCCUCGAAAGUCUGCACUACUGAGACAACUAGCCAAAAAGAUCUCUCUCCAAAUCAAACACAGUAAAAAAAUUAAGACAUUGCAACAAAAAGCACGUCGCUUAAAGAAAAAAAAUAUAUGUUUGCAAAAAAUCUUAGAAAACUUGGGAAAGAAAAGGUUUAUUGAUAAUGACGUCUCAAACAUUUUGUCAGAAAACGUGAGCGGUAUUCUAUAA
This is a messenger RNA of Parnassius apollo (apollo), 495 nucleotides long. NCBI's taxonomy places the organism in Eukaryota, Metazoa, Arthropoda, Insecta, Lepidoptera, Papilionidae. The record is from the annotation of a GenBank genome assembly.